This is a messenger RNA of Lates calcarifer (barramundi perch), 1870 nucleotides long. RefSeq names its product guanine nucleotide binding protein (G protein), beta 5b (gene gnb5b). NCBI's taxonomy places the organism in Eukaryota, Metazoa, Chordata, Actinopteri, Centropomidae. Gene Ontology annotation, molecular function: protein binding; signaling receptor complex adaptor activity. Gene Ontology annotation, biological process: G protein-coupled receptor signaling pathway; G protein-coupled dopamine receptor signaling pathway. Gene Ontology annotation, cellular component: heterotrimeric G-protein complex; cytoplasm. The coding region runs from base 208 to 1269 and encodes 353 amino acids. The transcript is spliced from 11 exons. The record is from RefSeq and is a predicted model, not a curated record.
AGGGGGCUGAGCAGCGCAGCGGCAGAGCUCAGUGUGAGCGCGCGGCAGCAUCACUAGUCGCGCUCGAGGACAUUCUCAUCAAACCUCUAACCGUCAAACAAACCGUUCCGUUCCCUCAAUUCUUCCCGUUUUCUCCCGUGUUUUCCGCUCCCCCUCCCUCCUCUUUGCUCUCUCUUUCUUUUCUUUUCGCGUGUUUUCCUCUCAAAGAUGGCCUGCCAGGGGCUCCAGAAAGGGGAAACCCUGGCGUCUCUGAAGAGGGAGUGUGACAAUCUGAAGAAGAAGCUGGAGGAGGAGCGGGGCAAGCUGAACGACGUGGAGCUGCACCAGGUAGCUGAGAAGACUGAGGUGCUGGGAGCUCUCUCCGUAAAGACCAGACGUGUGCUGAAGGGUCAUGGGAACAAGGUGCUCUGUAUGGACUGGUGCAAAGACCGACGUCGUCUGGUCAGCUCUUCACAGGAUGGAAAAGUGAUAGUCUGGGAUGCAUUCACUCUCAAUAAGGAGCAUGGGAUUACCCUGCCAUGUACAUGGGUGAUGGCAUGUGCUUAUGCUCCCUCAGGCUGUGCUGUGGCAUGUGGUGGACUGGAUAACAAGUGCUCAGUGGUCCCGCUGUCACUGGACAAAACCGAGAACUUGGCCGCAAAGAAGAAGUCGGUCGCCAUGCACACCAACUACGUAUCGGGAUGCACCUUCACCAACUCUGACAUGCAGCUCCUGACCUGCAGUGGUGACGGCACAUGUGCCUUGUGGGAUGUGGAGAGUGGGCAGCUGCUGCAGAGUUUCCAUGGUCAUACAGCUGAUGUCUUGUCCCUGGACCUCGCCCCAUCUGAAACUGGAAACACUUUUGUCUCUGGGGGCUGUGAUAAGAAGGCCAAUGUGUGGGACAUGCGCUCUGGACAGAACAUUCAGUCUUUUGAAAGCCACGAGUCUGACAUCAACUGUGUAAAGUACUACCCCAGCGGAGAUGCAUUUGCUUCUGCUUCUGACGAUGCCACAUGCCGUUUUUAUGAUCUGCGAGCUGACCGUGAAGUAGCAGUCUACCAGAAGGACAGCAUCAUAUUUGGUGCUUCCACUGUGGACUUCUCUCUGAGUGGUCGCCUGCUUUUUGCUGGUUACAAUGACUACACCAUCAACGCGUGGGAUGUUUUGAAGGGAACUCGUGUCUCUGUCUUGUUUGGCCACGAGAACCGGAUCAGCAGAGUCAGAGUGUCACCUGAUGGCACAGCGCUCUGCUCUGCCUCCUGGGACAACACCUUACGGAUUUGGGCCUAGUGUUCAUUUGAUGUUUGUGAUCCAGCAAAGACAGCACUAUCGUUAUGUGACUGCCAACACUGCAAGUCCCUGCCUGGAGUCAACACACAGAAACGCAAAUACUUAACAUGUCUCCUCUGAAUGAGAAUAUGCCAUCAUAUCAUAACUGUAGGGUGGGUGUUCACUUAAACAGAUGGUUCAUCAAGUUCAGAUUCCUAAUAUUUGUUAUUGAUAGCCUGACGACUGAUAUUGUAUAAAUAUAAGUGUUGUUGCUAAUAUAGUGGGAGAUAAUUGUCAGUGUAAAGAGCCAAAAUAAUCUGUAGAGAUCAGCAGCACGUAUCUGCUCUGCUGUGUAAACCUACAGACUGUACUGCUGAUUGUCUUUGUCUGUAAAAUAUGCACACUGGUUUACUGUCACCUCUCCUGAGAGAACCACACCUGCCCAGAAUAAUGCUGUAGGUGUCACACUGUUAUUAUGGUCUUUACUGUUGUAGGUUAUGUCAUGAUUAUCCUAAGGGAGACAUCUUUAAAUGUCUCCUCAUAUUUUUUCUUAUUUCAAACUACUUUUACCCCAACAGUUUAUCUUAAAUCCUUGUGAGAGUAAUAAAUCAGAUUUUAAGUA